AAAUAAUUUAUUUGUGUUGUCAAGCCAUGCAAAUCACUUGAACAAACUAUCCAAGCUUUAUUCAGCCUAAGUAAAGAUAUGGUUUGAACCAGAAAAGAAUGAGUUCCCCUCUACAUAGUUUAAAGAAAGGACCAAAAUCCAGAAUGUUUGUCGGAACUGGCUUGAGUCUGGAUAAUGUAGGUCAAAGACCAGUUCCUUUCCGUCAGCCGAACUACACCGAUGAUGAGAGUAGAUUAUUGGACGAAAUAACAACCAACAUGGCUACCAAUAGAAUAAAGGCUCAGAAUAUUUCUACAACCACUGGAAGUAACGGUCCAUCCCCCUUACCUAGCACUGGUAGUCCUAGUCUACCUAAACUUACUAAAAAUACUUCGUCACGUUUAAAUCACAUGACUCACAGUUCAGGUCCUACAGAUCAUGAUUUGAUGAGUUUAAUGAUGAACAAAGUAACUCUGUUGGAACAACGAGUUCAGUUUCAAAAUAAAGAAAUGUCAGAAAAGGACAAGAGAGUGCGUAUUUUAGAAGAUAAAAUAAGAAUCAUGAAGAAUGCUAGUGAGUCCAAUGAACCUGGUCAAGUAAAAGAAUUGGAGAAAAAAUGUCUUCUGCUUCAGCAGCAAAUACAUGAAAUGGAGACAUUUUUAAGUGAUUAUGGAAUGAUUUGGAUGGGUGAGAAAUCAUCAGAAGAAUCUGAAGUUUAUUUGGAAGAGGAAGAAGAAGAAGAAGAAGAGGAAACUGAGGAUGAAGGCAUGUGGAGACCUGGCUCCUCUGUAUCAUCAAUCCGACCCCAUCACCUUGACUACGAUCAACUGAUUGAAAAUAUUAAAGAUUUAAAUAUUCUGGCGGGAGAAGGUGUUGCCAAGGUUACCAAAACUACAGAUGGUGCUAGAUUAAAGAUACCAGAAGCUAUUCCCCUGACUUUGUUCCGAAAUGGUAUAAUGUUGUACCAGGGUCCAUUCCGUCCCUUCUCUGACCCGGAAACUCAACUGUGUAUCCAGGAUUUAAUGGAUGGAUAUUUUCCAUCAGAAUUACAGCACCGUUAUCCAGAUGGCAUCCCAUUUGCUGUCUCUGACAAACGAGAUAUCAAAUUUUCAGAUAAGAGAAAUAAGAAGAUAUUUGAAGGUUCGGGUCAGAUAUUGGGAGGAGAAACGAAGCCAUCACGGUUAAUUCCCAGUAAACUUGCGGAGCGUUCUGGUCGGGGUAGAAAUAUCACAGAGUCCGACUCCAGAGUUGGUCUGGAAACAUCUGAGAUACCAGGAGGACUUGUACGAGUUGAUGAUUUAUUAAACAAAUUACCUAAAUCUGUGAUACGAGAUGGUAAAGUUAUAGAUAUCAGAAAUUCUAUUGGGCAACAUAUCAAGGGAGAUGGAAACAAUACUGUAGGUGUAUCAGUUGUAGAGACUCCUGUCUCACUACAUAUGAUGAAAAGGCUAGAAGAAAAUGGUAAGAGAUCUGAACGUCCAGUCACACCAAGAAAUAUAACUACAUUACGAAUCAAGUCAGAGUGUGGAAAUCAUACUUACAUCGUUAAGAUGAAGUUCACUGAUACUAUAGGUGAAUUAAAACAGUAUUUACAAAAACACAGGCCAGGUAUAAGAAAGAAAUUUACUGUGAUGUCAACGUAUCCUACACGGUCUUAUACUGAUGAUACGGCAACACUGGAGGAUUGUGGUCUAGUUCCUAAUGCAGUAUUACACUUACGUAGCAUUCCGUCAUAA
This is a messenger RNA of Lottia gigantea (owl limpet), 1715 nucleotides long. RefSeq lists its product as hypothetical. NCBI's taxonomy places the organism in Eukaryota, Metazoa, Mollusca, Gastropoda, Lottiidae. The record is from RefSeq and is a predicted model, not a curated record. Gene Ontology annotation, biological process: proteasome-mediated ubiquitin-dependent protein catabolic process. The transcript is spliced from 13 exons. Bases 99 to 1715 code for a protein of 538 amino acids. Gene Ontology annotation, molecular function: ubiquitin binding.